Linum trigynum is the source of this 1041-nucleotide messenger RNA. NCBI's taxonomy places the organism in Eukaryota, Viridiplantae, Streptophyta, Magnoliopsida, Malpighiales, Linaceae. The record is from the annotation of a GenBank genome assembly.
AUGGGUUCUCUGGAUAACGUGGCAGACAAAGCAAUGGACAGAGAAAAACAAGCUGCAGAAGAACAGGACGAGCCCAUUCUGAAAGAACAGAACCAGAGGUUUUGCAUGUUCCCCAUUAGGUACAAGCAACUCUGGGAGAUGUACAAGAAGGCUGUGGCUAGCUUUUGGACUGCUGAGGAGGUUGAUCUCUCCCAGGACAUGCGGGAUUGGGAAACAUUGUCUAGUUCGGAGAAGCACUUUAUCAGUCAUGUGCUAGCCUUUUUUGCUGCUUCUGAUGGUAUUGUGUUGGAGAACUUGGGUGCAAGAUUCCUUAAUGAUGUUCAAGUUCCAGAGGCUAGAGCAUUCUAUGGAUUUCAGAUUGCAAUGGAGAACAUCCAUUCUGAAAUGUACAGUUUGCUUCUGGAGACGUACAUCAAGGACCCAAGUGAAAAGCAUAGAUUGUUUAAUGCAAUAGAAAACAUUCCUUGUGUGGCCAAGAAGGCUAACUGGGCGUUGGAUUGGAUCAACAGUUCCAAUUCAUUUGCAGAGAGACUACUUGCUUUUGCUUGUGUUGAAGGAAUCUUCUUCUCUGGGAGCUUUUGUUCCAUUUUCUGGCUUAAAAAGAGGGGCCUGAUGCCAGGUUUGGCAUUCUCAAAUGAACUGAUAUCCAGAGAUGAGGGUCUGCACUGUGACUUUGCUUGCCUUUUGUAUAGUUUGUUACAGAAGCAACUUCAUUGGCAAAAGGUUCAUCUCAUCAUUGAUGCUGCAGUGGAAAUUGAGACAGAGUUUGUGUGUGAUGCCCUCCCUUGUGCAUUGAUUGGCAUGAACUCUGAUCUAAUGAGUCAGUACAUCAAGUUUGUUGCUGACCGGCUUUUGGUUGCUCUAGGUUACGAGAAGAAGUACAAAGUGGAAAAUCCUUUUGACUGGAUGGAAUUUAUAUCUUUGCAAGGGAAAACAAACUUCUUUGAGAAAAGAGUAGGGGAGUACCAGAAGGCAUCUGUCAUGUCAGGUCUUCAAGAUGCCGGGAAGAAUUUCGUCUUUAACACGGAUGUGGAGUUCUAA